AAUCCAAAAGGGACGAUCCCAUUGGCCACUUCAUGUCUUACUUGGCAACCACCACCCGUUUCUGUCUUUACUUCCCAAUCUCAUCACCAUCAACUCCUCCAUUACGCACCACCAGAAGAGAUAGACGCAGAGAUCUUCAGCUCAAGCUCAAAGCAACCUCCACCAAUGGCGGCGACGGUGUCCACCAUGGCCAUGCUCAACGCCAAGUGCUUGGCUACCAGCUCCUCCUCGCUGCCCAAGCUCAACCCCGCAAAGCCCUCCGUCAACAAGCCCACCUUCCUCAACCUCCCCGCGGGCCUCCUCUCCGCCUCCUCCAAGCCGGCCCAAACCCUGGCCGGCUCCGCCAUCGCCGGGGCCGUCUUCUCCACGCUCGGCCACGCCGACCCGGCCUUCGCGGCCCAGCAGAUCGCCGAGCUGGCCGAGGGCGACAACCGCGGGCUCGCGCUGCUGCUGCCCAUCAUCCCGGCCGUCGCUUGGGUCCUCUUCAACAUCCUCCAACCGGCGCUGAACCAGAUCAACCGGAUGAGGAGCUCCAAAGGGGUGAUCAUCGGGCUCGGGCUCGGCGGGCUCGCCGGGUACGGGCUCGGACCGGCCCAGGAGGCGUCGGCCGCCGAGCUGGCGGCGAUCGCCGAGGCCUCAGGAAGCGACAGCAGAGGGCAGCUCUUGCUGUUUGUGGUGGCUCCGGCCAUCUUGUGGGUGCUUUACAAUAUCUUGCAACCGGCUUUGAACCAGAUCAACAGGAUGAGAUCUCAGUGAAAAAGACAAAAUGAAGUUAGAAAAGACUUGGGUUUCUGAGGAAGUGUAGCGGCACUUAUACAUGUAACAUGUACCUGCACUUUCCGUUAAUGGAAUUUUCUUGUCUCAUUUUUUAGAAUCUCUGUCGCGGUUCAUGUUCCGGAAGAUGUAAAAAUAUGGCCAUUAACACUACUUAUGUACAAUACUUUCUCCC
Rhodamnia argentea is the source of this 949-nucleotide messenger RNA. Its product is annotated as photosystem II core complex proteins psbY, chloroplastic. Gene Ontology annotation, cellular component: membrane; photosystem II; chloroplast thylakoid. The record is from RefSeq and is a predicted model, not a curated record. Gene Ontology annotation, molecular function: manganese ion binding. Lineage: Eukaryota; Viridiplantae; Streptophyta; Magnoliopsida; Myrtales; Myrtaceae. The coding region runs from base 166 to 756 and encodes 196 amino acids. Gene Ontology annotation, biological process: photosynthesis; cell redox homeostasis. The transcript has a single exon.